Funneliformis mosseae is the source of this 252-nucleotide messenger RNA. NCBI's taxonomy places the organism in Eukaryota, Fungi, Glomeromycota, Glomeromycetes, Glomerales, Glomeraceae. The record is from the annotation of a GenBank genome assembly.
AAUAAAUGCAGAAUUCUUUCAUGCUGUUAAAUGCGUUAAACCAAUAAAAACAAUGGUUAAUGAAGUAGAAGAACCUUAUAAUGAUAAUAGUGAUACUGAACUAGAGCAACUAAACUAUAAAAAGGGAAUAAGGUAUGCAGUUUGUCAAGUAGAAGUAAUAGUUGGAAAGAAAUGUGAAAAAACCUAUAAGGUUGGUACAUCCACUAGUAAUUGCUUUGAACAUCUUGCAAAUAUUCAUGGGAUAACUAAGGA